AUGACUGUUUCAUCCUCAUCUGUGCUUCUAAUCUUCAUCAUCGCCGCCGUUUUGCUUCACAUCGGUGAAGCGUAUACGGAAGUCCAUCUUAACUACUAUCAAGCCCCCAGCAGUCCACAAGGCUACAUAGGUUAUGGCGGAACUGUGUGUAGUUUGAAGAACAGAGAUAUCCCUUUUGCCAAUAUUUCAAGUAUAGAUCCUGACUUGGAUUGCCAAGAGAAGAAAAGAGAAUGUCACCAAUUCGUUGGCUGUUUUGGUGGUAACGUCCAGUGUAAGGUCAAAUCCGAUUACUCAAAUCCAGUAUCCUGUGAAAAGGUGAAGCGUAUAUGUGAAGUAAGUCUAGAGGGCGAAUUAGCUUAUGGUACCUGUAAAAAGGUUUCAAUACCUCCAGGCGAUUGCUGUUAUGUGUUGAAAGAUCGUGUAACUGGACUAUGGCAAAAGGAACGCAAUUCAAAGUGUCCUUGGGGUUGCUUUGGGGUCAUCUCGGAGCCAUUCACUCAAUGGUGCAAAACGUGCACAUGUGACAAGGGGGAUAGCGGUACCGGUCAAGGUGGUGGCAAGUCAUUUUCUGACCUGUGUUAA
Messenger RNA from Mycotypha africana, 582 nucleotides. RefSeq lists its product as uncharacterized. Lineage: Eukaryota; Fungi; Mucoromycota; Mucoromycetes; Mucorales; Mycotyphaceae. The transcript has 2 exons. Bases 1 to 582 code for a protein of 193 amino acids. The record is from RefSeq and is a predicted model, not a curated record.